This is a messenger RNA of Myotis myotis, 6236 nucleotides long. RefSeq names its product WAS/WASL interacting protein family member 1 (gene WIPF1). The record is from RefSeq and is a predicted model, not a curated record. The coding region runs from base 1760 to 3247 and encodes 495 amino acids. Gene Ontology annotation, molecular function: actin binding. NCBI's taxonomy places the organism in Eukaryota, Metazoa, Chordata, Mammalia, Chiroptera, Vespertilionidae. The transcript is spliced from 8 exons.
UCAUGGACAGGACACCAGGUUAGGGAUCUCAAAGGAAAGUUAUGAAGCAUUUUGUUAAGACCUUUAAAAAUUCCACGCAGAGCCUGGCUUAAGUAGAACAUAUGUAACUGCUUAGUUGAAAAAUGGAACUGGCAGCUUCACCCAGAAUGUGACACUUCUAAAUACAUUCAAAUGGAGCCAUUAUUAUUUCUCAUCUAUGUAGUAUUUUGUUUUUGCAAGAUGGCAAAAUUUCACCAUUACUCCUAUGCCAUGCUUAUAUCCAUCUCGACUCAACCGGCUAAUCUAACUGUACAGUUCAAUCAGAAAACCAGCCCUCAGUUGUCAGAACGGUAAAACAGUUUUCCGUGUUUUCAAAGCCAGAAAUGCAAGCAUGCGGUGAGACUUCAAGGAUUUACUGUUGUCCAAAGUUCUGACUCUCAGGACUCAUUUUCUCACUCGGUGUUCGCACAUGGAAAACUUCAUUGGGGAAUUAUAGGGUGACGUUUUCAAGACCUGGAACAGUGAGAUUGUCUACAGUUACCUUUCUAAAAACCAAACCAAAAAAUCCCUGUAAAAGCAUUUGGAAAAAAAACUAUUCCAGGGAAGCCAAGUAUAAACAACUUUCUGCACUGAGUCAAGCUGUACAAAUUGCAGAUAUUCCCUGGUGCGGGCAUCAUUUUACUCCCACACACCACUUCCUACAUCCAGCAGCUCCAGUGUGUGUGGACCUCCAGAGAGCGAGGGGAGUUUUACAAGGAAAGAGAGCACUCACCACAGGAACAAGGAAACUAGAAAAGGCACCCUGGGCUCCGUGCUGGGUCCUGCCUCAGCUCUUCCACACCCCCUUGGAGACAGAGGGGCACACCCAGCCACCGCCCCCCCUGCUCCCCAAUCCCUUGCCAGGCCAGCAUCAGGCCCCCAUAGCCAGGGCUCACAUGCCACCAAGAACCCCCACCAUCCCACAGGAAGAUGUCAAGAUCAGCCCUUUGACGGGGAAACCAAAGGCUGGCGUAUUUGUAUUUCGAGAUCAGCAGAAGCCCUGGGGGGCAUAGAGUAUGGUGACUUUGCUGAACCAAGAAUUAGGACACGCUGUUUGACAGCAGGACUGAUUCGAUUGGAUGUGAACUUGAGACUGUCCCAGGAAAUUCCGGGCGUCCCUGCAGGAUCCAGAGAUGUGAGCUGAGCCCUGUGUGUACUCUCCUGUGGUGGCGCCCUUACCAGGGCAGCCCGGGGACAUCCCGGGCACAUGCCACCCGCCCUUCCUCAUCCUCCCUCUUCUGCUGGAGGGCAGUGGCCCAGGCCUGGACCCAUGAUGGGGACAGGCGAACACCCAGCUCCGCUGAGCGGUCCACCCCUUCUCAGCUGCCUCCCCGACCCCAAGAAGGGGAACCCCGGAACCCAAGAGUCUGCCUCUCCCUUUCCCCGCUCCCUCCUUGGGGAGUCACCAGUGCCAGGAGCACAGACAGUGCCCUCCCGCCUCCUCCCAGGCUCAGCUCCUCCACCUGUGCCUGGGGAAGCCUGCAACCACCUUUGGGGUAGGCAACCCUGCCUGUGGACGCGGGUUCCCCAGUGUGGAGCAAGCAGCGAGAGGGUGUUAUCACAUGGCCCUGACCGCGGAGAGGCAGUCAAAGAAGGUGCAGUGAGGAAGUGUAGUGUCACAUGCAGCGCUCACAGGAAACGGGCCAGCAGCUAGCACGGGAACUUGAGAACGGGGUCGUUUGCAGCCGAUUAAAACAACACAGACUUAUCAGCAAGACUGUUGAAAACUUAGCUGUCCAAGAUGCCCGUCCCUCCCCCUCCAGCGCCCCCGCCGCCGCCCACGUUUGCUGUGGCCAAUACAGAAAAGCCUGCCUUGAAUAGGUCAGAGCUGGCUGGGAGGAAUGCUCUGCUCUCCGACAUCAGCAAAGGGAAGAAACUUAAGAAGACCGUCACCAAUGACAGAAGCGCCCCGAUACUGGACAAACCUAAAGGAGCCGGAGCUGGUGGCGGCGGUGGCUUUGGUGGAGGCGGCGGAUUUGGCGGAGGAGGUGGCGGCGGAGGUGGCGGCAGUGGCAGCGGUGGCGGAAGCUUUGGAGGGGGUGGACCACCCGGUUUGGGGGGACUGUUCCAGGCUGGAAUGCCCAAGCUGAGAUCCACAGCCAACAGGGACAAUGAUUCCGGAGGAAGCCGACCCCCGAUUUUGCCACCAGGAGCAAGAGCCACGUCUGCCAAGCCGUUCUCACCGCCCAGCGGCCCGGGGCGGUUCCCGGUGCCGGCUCCGGGCCACAGGAGCGGGCCCCCGGAGCCCCAGAGGAACCGCAUGCCUCCGCCGCGGCCCGACGUGGGCUCCAAGCCCGAGAGCGCGGCCCCUCCGGUGCCCAACACGCCCAGACCCAUCCAGUCCAGUCUGCACAACCGCGGGGCGCCCCGGCAGCCCGGCCCCGGGCCCACGCCGCCGCCUUUCCCUGGAAACCGAGGCGCUGCUUUUGGAGGAGGCUCCGUCCGCCAGACCCCCUCGGCCUUCUCCAAUCGGCCGCCCUUGCCCCCGACCCCGAGCCGGGCCUUGGAGGACAAGCCCCCUCCGCCGCCGCCGCCGAUGGGCAACCGGCCCUCCCUCCACCGGGAAGCGGGCCCGCCGCCGCCCCCGCAGAACAGCAAGCCCCCGGUGCCGUCCACGCCGCGGCCGUCCGCCCUGGCGCAGGCGCCCCCGCCGCCGCCCUGCAGGCCCGGCCCGGCCCACCCGCCUCCGGCGUCCGGCGGCGGCGACGAGAUCCCGAGGCUCCCGCAGCGGAACCUGUCCCUCAGCUCGUCCGCACCUCCCCUGCCUUCGCCUGGGCGCUCGGGGCCUCUGCCUCCCCCGCCCAGUGAGCGGCCCCCGCCCCCCGUGAGGGACCCGCCGGGCCGAUCAGGCCCUCUCCCACCUCCUCCUCCAAUAAACAGAAAUGGCAGCACAUCUCGGGCCCUGCCGGCCACCCCGCAGUUGCCGUCCAGAGGAGUAGACAGUCCCAGGAGUGGGCCUCGGCCCCCCCCUCCUCCAGACAGGCCUGGUGCUGGGGUGCCUCCCCCACCUCCACCAUCAACAUCAAUUAGAAACGGCUUCCAAGACUCUUCAUGUGAAGAUGAGUGGGAAAGCAGAUUCAACUUCCAUCCGAUUUCUGACUUGCCACCUCCAGAGCCAUAUGUGCCAACAACCAAAAGUUAUCCCAGUAAAUUGGCAAGAAGUGAAAGCCGGAGUGGAUCCAACCGAAGAGAAAGGGGUGCCCCACCCCUUCCCCCCAUCCCAAGGUGAUCCUAGCCUGCUCUUCUCCACCCGAGCCCAAGAGCUACUUCUGUUGUUGCUAUCAAGAGUUGCACACCCUCCUCCCCUUGUCUUCCUUGUCCCUUUCAUACUGGGAGUAGGGAAGAAGGGAGGGUGAUGUGGGAAUAUGUGUGUGGGGGGUGGGAAUGCAAUGAAUGCACCUAGAUUUUUAUAUUGUGUAUAUCCUCAAAGCUAUUGCUUGCUUUAGCUACAGCCCACCAGUGCUGACUGCUUGGGUUCAACUAGCUUUUAUGGCAAGUAGGCAGAGAUGAACUGUGUCCCAGCUUUCAACCAACCAGAUUCAAACAUUCACUGCAUGUUUGCUACAGAUAAUGUUAAAGUCCCUGAGAGCUGCUUGCUUCCAUGCCAUUUUUGCGUGCUUGGCCUCCUGUCUGUUUCCAUGAACCACAGACCACCUACACAAGUUGCUGAGCAAGGGUGCACAUGACAUUUUUGUGGUUAUAGAUUAUAAUCUUUGGCAGCCUGAGGCAGGCUCUAGGACAGACUGUCCAAUAGAAAUACAGUGUGAGCCACAUAUACAAUUUAAAUAUUUCUAGUAGCCACAAUAAAAAAAGGAAAAUAAAAAGGUGAAAUUAAUUUUAAUAUAUUUUUAUCCAAAAAUAUCAUUUUUACCUGCAAUUAAAAUAACAAUUAUUAAUGAGAUAUUUUACAUUAUUUUUUUUUUGUACUAAUGCUUCAAAAUCUGGUUUUGUGUUUUACACUUAAAGCGCAUCCCUACCUGGACUAGUCACAGUUCAAGGACUCAGUGACUACAUAUGGCAGUGGCUGCCAUAUUGGACAAUGCAGGUCUAGAAGACAGAGGCUAGCACAAAUACCUCCUGUUUAAAAAAAAAAAAAAAUGCACAAUAACGUUUAGCAAUUCAAGAGGUCACUAAAAAUAAAGUUAGGACCCAACACCUUGCCUGGCAGACAGCUUGACCUUAGAUUGUGCUCCCUUAUUUUCCCUUCUUCCCUUAGUAUCUGUGUACAAGUGUUGCUUCACAGUCCCAAGGUCAGAAAUUACUCUAAUAGGGUUUACAGUUACGUGGAAUAAAGCCAUUGCAAGGAAACUGAAAGCCUGUUGGGGCUUCUGGGCUCAGAACCAGCUGGCUGGAGAGUAUCUGUCAGCUGGACUUCUGCCUUGCCCAUUGGAAGAGGCCGCCCAGCUUGCUCCUCAGGCGGGGAGGUUUGUAGGCUCAGUAGUGGGAGUGGGGAGGGGGUAGUCAGGGAAAGGUAGCAAAUCAGAAACUCAGAAGAAGGGAUCAGAUUUGGCUUGAUGAGCAAACUCUAAAAAUCUAAAUCUGAUGCUUAUGGGGUUGAGAGAAAGAGAUUGCUACUGGAAAUCAGAGGGAAUUUGCUUUGAAACUAUCCAAAUGCAGCUAUGCAAAUACAGCUCCCGAAGGGACCUUAGGGAAGAGCCAGCCUUGCCUUUUUUUGUAUGAUUUUGUUUACAGACUUUACUGGGAUUUUUAAUCUAGCUACAGAGUUGGGGGAAAAAUGUCCAUUUAGUUAUUUUAUAACAGUUGAUUAUGUUUGAAAUUACCAUUACCUGUUUUUCAAAAGCACAUGGUCACAAAUGUAUAUGUAUAUCUACCUAAAGUUUGUAUCAUGGUUUCAGUGUAUUGUUCAUCUGUGACUGAGAGAUGCUAACAAGAAAUCAAUCCAAAGAAAAUUUUGAAAGAAGCAUUCCUAUUUAUAGAAGAAAUAACUGUUUCAUUUAUAUAAAAGCAAAAGAACUUAGAGUUCUAUUAAAUGGGAUGUCUAAAUAAUUAUGAUGUUGCCCAUUUGAAUAUACUGUAUUUUUAUAACUUUUCUUGCCAAAGUCCUGGGCUUAGUACAUUAGAGAACUUGGGUCCCUCCCUCCUCUACUUUUAAUUUGUCUUUCAGGCACUUGGGGUCCUUUACCCAAAGAAUCAAGAAAUAAAAAGGUAUAACAAGCUUGGCAAAGUAUUUCCUCCCCCCAAAAAUGGUAUUGCUCAUAUUUUGGUAAUAUAGCAGCAUCGUUUUAUUUGGGAUUCUUUGAUCAGGUAUCAUUCUUGAAUCUAUAGUUGAUUAAAACUCCUAUGAGAAAGCCUAAUGACCCACUUCAGAAAAGAGGCCUUGCUAGCAAAUAUGGCAGAGGAAAGUGUGACCCAAAGAAAGGGGGUCUGGAUUUUGUACAGGGAAGUACGAAUAGCCAAUUUCCUUGUAUAUCUCAACUUUGCAGGUACCAUCCUAAAGUCUGAAACAGGGUCACAACUCAAAGUUACUAUUCACCCAGGAGGGAGAUGUUUUAGAAUGUUUUUUAAGUGAAUGUUUCAUGAAUACACUUACAUUCUUGCUUUGAAAGUUAGCAACCUAAUUGCAUCCAAAACUCUGAAUAAGUUCUAUGCUAAAACUUUCAACUAUGGUAAAUCACAAAAAUGAAUAAUUUUCUUCCCUGAAAUCAGAGCUUACAUGUGUUUUUCCAUAAAAUUUCCAGGUAAUGUAUUCAAGAUGCAAUAUAGUAUUUUAACAUUCACACAUCAUUUUAUAUUGAAAUGUAUUACAGUAUUAAAAUUCAGUGUUCGGUAUUUAUUUCACUAUGCAUUUUAUUUAGUAAAAGCCUAGAAAGUGUUUAAUCCAAUGGUGCCUUACUUUGUGAUUGGAAAGAAAUCAACUUUUUAUGUCUAAGUAGCGGGUUAUUUGCAUAUUUGUAACAAACGGUUAGGCCUUUAUAUUUUAACUUGUAAUACCAAUUGUGUUAUCUUAGUAAGAUAUGGGAUGGGAUAAUUGUUAAAGUGCCCCAAAUUUUUGGUAUGAAAUUAAUUUUCCCCUGUUUAUAGUCAGGGACUGUAAAGAAAGAAAAAAAACAUUUUUCAUACCACUGCACUAUGUAAACAAACACAUUUUGGUAUCUAAGUCAUGGGGAUAGUUUAAAUGGGACAGAGUCUAUCCAAGACAUCUGUGUCUUUGUAAGUUAACCACCAAAUAAAUAAAAGCAGAAUGAUAUGAGUGUCAA